AUGUCGGCACAGCAUUUUCUGUGGGCGCUGCAGCGCUUUAUCGGACGUAGGGGUUUUUGUCAACGUCUAUACAGCGACUGUGGAACCAACUUUAUCUCAUCCGACAGGUCUCUAAAGCUGUGGACCAAUGAAUUCUAUAAAGGAAUUGAAGAGACAGUAGUUCCUGAACUUACUCAUCGAAACAUUCAGUGGCAUUUCAAUCCUCCACAUAGUCCAAACUUUGGAGGACUCUGGGAAUCCAACGUAAAAGCUGUUAAAACCCAUCAUUAUCGAUCGUUUAAUGGGAUUCGAAUGACGUACGAGCAGCUGUCUACCAUUCUUGUCCAGAUAGAAGCGUGCUUGAACUCUCGGCCAUUAUGCCCCUUAACGUCUGACUUAGAUGAUUUGCAAGCUCUCACCCCUGCACAUUUUUUAAUCGGGGAUUUGAUGAUGUCACUCCCUGAGCCUAGUCUUAAGGAUUCUUCAUUGAACACAGAGUUCCUGAAUGGUCAAUGGAUGUUUUGCCUCUUUUGGAGAAAAUGGAGUGCAGAUUGGCUAUCUCAUCUGCAGGCGCGCCCCAAGUGGCGCCACGAAACUGACAAUCUUCAGCGUAAUGACAUGAUCAUCAUCAAGGAUGAUCGAACUGGUCCUUCUGACUGGAAAUUAGGGCGAAUCAUCAUUUACAUCCUGGGUCCGAUGGGCUCGUUCGAGUAG
Messenger RNA from Drosophila biarmipes, 693 nucleotides. RefSeq lists its product as uncharacterized. The transcript has a single exon. Bases 1 to 693 code for a protein of 230 amino acids. The record is from RefSeq and is a predicted model, not a curated record. NCBI's taxonomy places the organism in Eukaryota, Metazoa, Arthropoda, Insecta, Diptera, Drosophilidae. Gene Ontology annotation, molecular function: nucleic acid binding.